UAUAUAUGUGGCCCUCAUUCAGUCUGUCAGUCCUCCUUCCCUGUUCAUCCACCAUCAGUAAUAAUGAGGUCUGUUGUGGCUGUUUUGCUGCUAGUGGCUGUGGCAUGUAGCAGAGCUGAGGACGAUAAGAUCAUCGACGGGUACGAGUGUCCACCUCACUCCCAGCCCUGGCAGGUGUUACUAAGAAAAGAUGGUGAAGACUGGUGGUGCGGUGCAUCCUUAAUCAGCGACAGGUGGGCAGUGUCCGCUGCUCACUGUUACCUGCCGGCAACUGGUUUUACUCUCCACCUGGGAGAGCACCAUUUGUUCAAAGAUGAAGGCACAGAGCAGACGAUCAGGCCAGAGAAGUUCAUACUUCAUCCUGACUACAAUAAAGACACGUUGGACAAUGACUUGAUGCUGGUCAAGCUGAGCCAGCCUGCCGUUUUCAAUGAGUAUGUGCAGCCGAUACCCCUGGCAACCACAUGUUCAAAGGAAGGGGAGCAGUGCGUGGUAUCUGGAUGGGGUAAUCAGAUCAAAACCGGAGAGGACUAUGCAGAAGUACUGCAGUGUCUGGAUCUGCCUGUAGUCUCUCACGCAAAGUGUCAGGUGUCUUAUGAGAAGAUUUUUCUCAAAGUCACAAACAACAUGUUCUGUGCUGGCUUCUUUGAUGGAAGUAAAGAUUCCUGCCAGGCUGACUCAGGUGGUCCUUUGGUGUGCAAUGGGAAGCUGCAGGGUGUCGUAUCUUGGGGCUUUCGCUGCGCAUUCCCUGGCCUCCCUGGUGUUUAUACUGAAGUCUGUCACUAUACUAAGUGGGUCAAGGACAUCAUGGCCAACAACUAAGAGUGAAAGUUGUUAUGCAGUGUUUAAGAUCCAGUUUGGACUUCAUUCAAUAAAGUUCUUUGAUUAAGCAAAA
Molecule: messenger RNA, 895 nt
Organism: Pygocentrus nattereri (red-bellied piranha)
Lineage: Eukaryota; Metazoa; Chordata; Actinopteri; Characiformes; Serrasalmidae
Product: trypsin-4-like
Exons: 5
Coding region: 64-822 (252 amino acids)
Biological process (GO): proteolysis
Molecular function (GO): serine-type endopeptidase activity
Source: RefSeq, a predicted model, not a curated record